AUGUCCGGACUUACCGAAGACCAGGUCGCCUCCUUCAGGGAAAACGGGUACCUUGUGCUCCCGGAGUACCUCACCCAAACUGAACUCACCUCCCUCCUCAACGAAACAAACAAACUCCUCGACGAGUUCCCUCUGGAAUCCCACCCCCUCACCCAAUUCACAACAGAAGAAGACGCAGCCGACCAUGUAGGCGACGACUACUUUCUAAACUCAGGCGACAAGAUCCGGUUCUUCUUCGAGCCCGACGCGUUCAGCACAGAGCCCGAUCCUUUAACCGGCCGCGCAGCCCUCACGAAGCCCAAGAACCGCGCCGUCAACAAAAUCGGUCACUCGCUGCACACCCUGUCGCCGCCCUUCCGGGCUGUGUCGCUGAACGCGCGCAACGCUGCCGUUGCACGGUCCCUCGGCUUUGCAGACCCCCGCGUUUUGCAGAGUAUGGUUAUUUGCAAGCAGCCUUCCAUUGGUGGCGCCGUGCCCUCCCACCGGGACUCGGAGUUCUUGUAUACCGAUCCGCCUUCGGCGGUCGGGUGGUGGUAUGCGCUGCAGGAUGCCGGGCCUAAGAAUGGUACACUGGGUAUGUACAAGGGAUCGCACACGGGGAAGAAGGGUGGACAUAUUGCUAGGCGGUUUGUGAGGAAGGAGGGUGGGGGUACGGAGUUUAUUGAGAAUGAGGGUCCCUCCUUGCCUAAGGGGAUGGAGGAGGAGAAGAGCUCUGAACCUUCGGAUGAGGAUUUGGAGAUUCUUGAUAUUAAGGCUGGGUCGCUGGUGCUUAUCCAUGGGAAUGUCUUGCACAAGAGCGAGAAGAACACCAGCCCUAAUAGCCGGUAUGCCUAUACCUUCCAUGUAAUUGAAGGCGCUGAAGGGUGGGAGUACGAUGCGCGCAACUGGUUGCAGCCUCCUGCUGAAGGGUUCUCCAAAUUAGAGACGUAG
Molecule: messenger RNA, 930 nt
Organism: Penicillium soppii
Lineage: Eukaryota; Fungi; Ascomycota; Eurotiomycetes; Eurotiales; Aspergillaceae
Product: phytanoyl-CoA dioxygenase family protein
Exons: 1
Coding region: 1-930 (309 amino acids)
Source: RefSeq, a predicted model, not a curated record